GAAUAUAGAUGUUACCUAUCAUAAUCUUCUUGUUUUUUGUAUUUUGAUUAUCGCAUUAUUUUGUUUCUCUUAUUUCUUUCUUCUAGUCUCUUAUUUUUUUUAAGAGAAUACCCAAUUAACCCUUGAAUCAUUGCCACGUAGGCACUACAGUAUUAAAAUUAUAUUUUUAAUUAAUUCAGAUAAUAGAUUCGAGGUGUGUCAUAAUCUUUUUGGAUAUAGUUCAGCUGUAAUUGGGUAUUAUCUCUAUUUUUUAUGUUUAGAUUAUCACACCAUUUUAGUGUUCUAGUUUUCUUUUUAGACUUUGCACAGUUUUUCUUGUUAGUGGUUAUAUUUUCUUCACUAUUUCCUUAUUCUUUGUAUUUUUUGGAUUUGCUGAACUUGAGUUGAGUUUCUUUUAGAAAGAGUCAGUCACGGCAGAAUUCUCUUUGGAGAUUCAAAAUAUAAACAUAUGGACUAGUCGAAGGUUCAAUAUUUACUAUAUAUACAUAAAAUAAUAUAUUUGAUCAUGUAAAAAUAGUAUAAAAAUAAUAUAAUUUUCCAUGAAUCCCUGGAUCAAAGGUAUCUCUGACACUGGAAACAACCUCUCUAUCUCCGGGAGUUAUUUGGUAAGGUCUUGCAUAUACUCUGUCUUCCUCAGACCUCACUUGUGGGAUUUCACCAAUUUUGGAAAUAGACGGUGAUCGGAGAUGGGGAAGUGUUAUCCAACGGUGAGUGAAGAGUAUCAGAAGGCUGUUGAGAAAUGUAAGAGAAAGCUCAGAGGACUUAUUGCUGAGAAGAAUUGUGCUCCUAUUAUCCUUCGAUUGGCGUGGCAUUCAGCAGGGACAUAUGAUGUCAAAACCAAAACUGGCGGUCCAUUUGGGACAAUCAGGCACCCUGAUGAACUUAAACAUGGAGCCAACAAUGGUCUUGACAUUGCCGUUCGACUUUUGGAGCCAAUCAAGGAGCAAUUUCCAAUCCUAUCCUAUGCCGACUUUUAUCAGUUGGCAGGAGUAGUUGCUGUUGAAGUUACUGGAGGCCCUGAUAUUCCCUUUCACCCUGGGAGACAGGACAAGACACAACCACCUCCAGAAGGCCGCUUGCCUGAUGCCAAAAAAGGCUCGGAUCAUCUGAGGGAGGUUUUUGGACACAUGGGGCUGAGCGACAAAGACAUUGUUGCUUUAUCUGGUGGUCACACACUGGGAAGAUGCCACAAAGAACGCUCGGGGUUUGAGGGUGCAUGGACCAACAACCCUCUCGUAUUUGAUAAUUCCUAUUUCAAGGAGCUCCUGAGUGGAGAGAAAGAAGGUCUCCUUCAGCUACCAUCAGACAAAGCACUCCUAGAUGAUCCAGUAUUCCGUCCUCUUGUUGAAAAAUACGCUGCAGAUGAAGAUGCCUUCUUUGCUGACUAUGCUGAAGCUCAUUUGAAGCUCUCGGAGCUUGGAUUUGCAGAUGCAAAGUAAGGUGUGGUGAGACGGUGUUUCAAAUGGCUCUGGAGAUCUAUUCUGGUUCUCCAAUUUGUCAUCUGUACUAUGUAUUUAAAACUUUUAAAAGGUCUAAGACCAACUUUUCCUAUAUUAUAUGUGAAGAAUAUUGUCUGGCUUUUGAGUCUUGUAAUAAUCAUGCUAACUCUUGUCUUUAUGGUUAUUACUAUUAUAUUAUGUUAGGUAAGAUAGUCUGUUAUUAUAAUAAUCUUGUAUUUCUGAUUUAUUAGUGAGUUAUAGUCUGUUAUUAUAAUAAUUUUGUACUUUUGAGUUAAUAUUGAGUUCAAAGUGAGGCGAAUCCG
Molecule: messenger RNA, 1762 nt
Organism: Capsicum annuum
Lineage: Eukaryota; Viridiplantae; Streptophyta; Magnoliopsida; Solanales; Solanaceae
Product: L-ascorbate peroxidase 2, cytosolic
Exons: 10
Coding region: 687-1439 (250 amino acids)
Biological process (GO): hydrogen peroxide catabolic process; cellular response to oxidative stress; response to reactive oxygen species
Molecular function (GO): peroxidase activity; heme binding
Source: RefSeq, a predicted model, not a curated record